Messenger RNA from Pistacia vera, 2073 nucleotides. RefSeq names its product protein ACCELERATED CELL DEATH 6-like. Bases 1 to 2073 code for a protein of 690 amino acids. Gene Ontology annotation, molecular function: protein binding. NCBI's taxonomy places the organism in Eukaryota, Viridiplantae, Streptophyta, Magnoliopsida, Sapindales, Anacardiaceae. The record is from RefSeq and is a predicted model, not a curated record. The transcript is spliced from 7 exons.
AUGGUCCUGCGGAUCAUAGUUCCAUCAAACGGCCGCAUAUCUGACAUUCUGAAUCCUGGCGGAAGUGGAGCAGCUAGCACUUCAAGGGAAAAUGGGGACGUAGAGGCGACUGCGCCUGUAGCUUCGGAUGGCAGGGUCCAGUUGCGGAGCUGCUGGGGUAUUCCCAACAGCAUUUUGCGAAACUGGGGGUAUGCUGGAAGGGGUGUCCCUCUGGGUCGCCGGGACUCCUUCAGCGUAUUGGUUCCCCUGCUCAGCAAAACAGGACAACUAGUCACUGAUGUGAAGCAAGGUGAUUCCAGGGAACAAACUGCAACAACGCAAAGCAAUAAGAAUGAUGAACGUGCUAAUGCAGAGAUUCAUUUAGUAAUAUAUGUUCAUAAUUUGGAAUUUAUAGUUAAGAAAAGGAGCGAGGGGGAUGAGGAUCAUAUUAAGUACCGGUCAUUAUACAAGGCUGUACAAGAGAAUGAUUGGAAGGGAGUUAACGAUUUCAUAACCAAAGAUCCCGCGGUGUUGACUGCCAAGAUUAAAGUAUAUAUUGAGGAAACAGUUAUUCACGUAAUUACUCAAAACUUAGAUGCCCCCUUUUGGCCUCUGGAGAAGCUUGCAUCGAUGGCUGGCCCAGAAUUACUAGAACGAUUGACUGAUGAAUAUGGCCGAACGCCUAUAUUCCACGCUGCCAAAUGUGGCAAUACGAAGGCGGCAAUAGCCUUUGUUCAUAAGAACAAAGAAUUGCCAAACUUAAAAGACAGCGAGGGUCUACUUCCGAUUCACCAAGCUGCAAGUCGUGGCCACAAGGAAACAACUCAAUAUCUACUCUCAAUGACAAGAGUGCCCUUAGAUGACACGAACGGAGUGACUCUGCUUAAAGAUCUGAUCAAUUCUGGUAUCUAUGGGAUUCCUGUGCAAGAACAUAUUCCUGGCCUUGAAAGUGUGGACACAGACGUAAAAAUUCCCUCUGAGAGAUCAAAGACAAAGUUAACAGAAUUCACACACAUGGGAUUUUUUCAAAAAAUGAUGUCUACUGGCAGAAGCUUUGUUCCAGUCACCAAGAGCAUACAUGAUACGAAGUUAACGAAUAUGCAACCACAUGAAAUUGUCAGAAUCAUGUGUCAUGACAGAGUUACUUGGAGCCGGGAAGAAGCCUUAAAGUCACUAGUUACACCAGUUCUUACAGCCGUUGCAUUAGGGAUUUAUGAGCUUGUUAAUGAAAUUAUGAAGGCCUAUUUCUUCUCGUUUGUUUUCACUAGAAAUGGUGAUGACAUAUUUCGACUUGCAAUUCUAAAUCGCCACGAAAAAGUAUUUAGUCUUGUAAAUAGAAAAAAUAUUUUACUUGCAUGGGACCGGGACAUGAAGCAAGUGGCUGACAUGAGAGUAACAAAAGACAACAUUUUGCAUUCUGCUGGAAGGUUUGUCCCAUCAGAUCAUAUUCCGGGUCCCGCAUUGCAGAUGCAGAGGGAGCUACAAUGGUUUAAGGCUGUGGAAAGUUUUGUUCAUCCAUCAAUUCAAGAACAGCGAAACAAGUCCAAUAAAACUCCUAGACAAGUGUUUAUCGAAUCACACAAGAAUUUAGUCAGAGAAGGUGAAAAAUGGAUGAAAGAGACUGCUUCGUCCUACACAGUUGUAGCUGCACUCAUAAUCAGCGUAGUCUUUGCCGCGGCUUUCACAGUACCAGGUGGCAACGAUUGUGAUAAAGGGACGCCCAUUUUCUUGCACAAACCAUCUUUCAUAGUGUUUGUCAUAUCAGAUUCAUUAGCACUCUUUACUUCCACUGCUUCGCUUCUAAUGUUCAUGGCAAUCCUCACUUCCCGUUAUGCAGAAGAAGAAUUUUUGGAGUCCUUGCCGAAGAAGUUAAUCAUUGGGCUAGUCACCUUGUUCUUUUCUAUUGCAAGCAUGAUGGUAGCAUUUGGUGCAACCAUUUACAUAUUUCUUUCCCAUCCAUGGAAAUGGGCAAUCAUUCCAAUUUCACUUCUUGGCUGUCUCCCUGUAUCCUUAUUUGCUCUUUUGCAGUGUCCUCUGUUGGUUGAGAUGAUCUCUUCCACUUACGGACGAAGCAUUUUACAACCAACCAAGUAA